This is a messenger RNA of Magnolia sinica, 2022 nucleotides long. RefSeq names its product 3-oxoacyl-[acyl-carrier-protein] synthase I, chloroplastic-like. The record is from RefSeq and is a predicted model, not a curated record. Lineage: Eukaryota; Viridiplantae; Streptophyta; Magnoliopsida; Magnoliales; Magnoliaceae. Gene Ontology annotation, biological process: fatty acid biosynthetic process. The coding region runs from base 294 to 1766 and encodes 490 amino acids. The transcript is spliced from 8 exons. Gene Ontology annotation, molecular function: 3-oxoacyl-[acyl-carrier-protein] synthase activity.
UUGUAUGGAAAGUAUGAGGGCAUGGCCGUUUUGGUUGUUUAACUGCCUUUAGAGCAUGCGAGGGGUGUGAACUCUCUGGAGAGAAGAAAAUCCGUUGGGAUCAUCGCCACCGUUCAUAUGUCGUGUGCCGUUGGCGGAUUUUCCAAUUGAAGUUGAAACCAAUGAAGUGUCUUUGUGAACUCCAUCCUUUCGUAUGACUGCUUUCCUUUCACUGAAAACCCAAAGAAUAUCUCUUUCUUAUAUCACUGCUUUCCUACAUCACACCACCUUCUGAGAGAGAGAGAGAGAGAGAGAUGGUAUCGAUGGCUGGUUCUUGUUCAUCUAGCAUGGUAUUUGGAAACAGAGAAUUGGGUGGCAAUGGAGCUUCUUUGUUUCAGUACAGUGGCCUCAGACCAUUGGAAAAAAUGCAGGUUGCUUCUUCAGCCUUGAAAAACCCAAGUGGGUUCAUUCCUUCUAGAUCUAUGAGAUUCAGGGCCAUGGCAUCCCCUACUGUUACAGCUCCGAAACGAGAAAAAGAUCCCAAGAAGCGGAUCGUCAUCACUGGAAUGGGCCUUGUUUCUGUGUUUGGAAAUGAUAUUAAUACGUUUUAUGAUAAACUCCUGGAGGGAGAGAGUGGAAUCAGCUUGAUCGACACAUUUGAUGCUUCUACAUUUUCAGUCAGAUUUGCGGGUCAGAUUCGCAAUUUCUCUUCCAAAGGGUACAUUGAUGGGAAGAAUGACCGCCGGCUCGAUGACUGCUGGAGGUAUUGCCUUGUGGCUGGCAGAAGAGCCCUUGAUGACGCAAACCUUGGACCGGAAGUCUUGCAAAAUAUGGACAGAUCUAGGAUAGGGGUGCUUGUUGGAUCAGGCAUGGGAGGUAUAAACGCUUUCAGCAGCGGAGUUGAGGCUCUGGUCCGAAAGGGCUACAAGAAAAUCACUCCAUUUUUCAUUCCUUACUCAAUCACCAACAUGGGCUCUGCACUGUUAGCAAUAGACACGGGCUUGAUGGGACCAAACUAUUCCAUUUCCACGGCAUGUGCAACCGCAAACUACUGCUUCUAUGCAGCUGCAAACCACAUAAGAAGGGGUGAAGCCGAAAUCAUGGUAGCUGGAGGGACAGAAGCUCCAGUCUCGGCAACUGGGGUUGGUGGCUUCAUAGCAUGUAGAGCUCUGUCGCAGAGGAAUGACGAGCCUGAGAAGGCCUCAAGGCCAUGGGAUAAACACCGUGACGGUUUUGUCAUGGGCGAAGGCUCUGGUGUGCUGGUAAUGGAAAGCCUAGAGCAUGCAAGAAAGAGAGGAGCAAACAUAAUUGUGGAGUAUUUAGGAGGUGCGAUAACCUGUGAUGCGCAUCACAUGACUGAUCCUCGUUCCGACGGCCUUGGAGUUUCUUCUUGCAUAGUCAAGAGCUUGGACGAUGCUGGAGUUUCCCCCGAAGAGGUGAACUAUGUGAACGCUCAUGCAACUUCGACACUCGCAGGAGAUUUAGCCGAGGUUAAUGCAAUCAAAAAGGUCUUCAAGGACACAUCCGAGAUAAAGAUGAACGGAACCAAGUCAAUGAUCGGGCAUGGACUUGGGGCUGCUGGUGGAUUGGAGGCCAUUGCAACCAUCAAAGCAAUCAAUACUGGCUGGCUACACCCGACCAUUAACCAAUUCAAUUUGGAGCCCCAGGUAAGCAUCGACACGGUUCCGAAUGUGAAGAAGAAGCAUGAAGUCCAUGUUGCUAUCUCUAACUCAUUUGGCUUCGGCGGGCACAAUUCAGUGGUUGUGUUUGCACCCUUCAAGCCUUGAGCAAAACUCGAUCAGGCCUUUUUAUUCUAGUCGAAUAUUUUUGGGAUGCAGCCAGUUUUUUCCUGAAGGCCAUUUCUCCAUUUUCAUCUCAUGAUUCUCAUCAUCAUGUUGAGAUUAAGAUUUGUGUUUUCCAUAUUUUUUUUUCAGAAAAUAAAAUCGUUAUGCAAUUUCCUUCUAUUCUGUGAACGAACAAAGCACAAUUAAAACAUUGAAAUAAAUGCAUGACCGCCACGCGGGUUGGAUUUUAAGCUUCAAA